CCUCGACAACUGCUCUUUCUCUCAACCACGUUCACUGUGGUUUCUUUCUAUCGCUUCUAAUUACUCUUGCCUCUCACUCGUUUCGAGGCUUCUUCCAUCGACUGUUGUUUCUACUUCACCUUUCCGACCGUUCCGAUCGUACCACCGCCGUCGCACGAGCAGGUAUCACCACGGGCAGCAACAUGAAGGGAGCCGCCGCAUUGGUAGCGGCUUCGGCUGCGAUCGCAAAUGCUGCUGCUGCACCGAACAAUGUCGCAGCCCGAGCAUCAAAGAUCCAGCCGGUGACUGUCAAGGGCAAUGCAUUCUUCGCCGGCGACCAGCGAUUCUACAUUCGCGGAAUCGACUAUCAGCCGGGAGGUUCCUCACAGGCUGAGGACCCAAUCGCAGAUACCGACACUUGCCAGAGAGACAUUGCUGAGUUCAAGAAGUUGGGCAUCAACACUAUCCGUGUGUACACGGUGGACAACACUGCAAACCACGACGACUGCAUGAGCGCACUGGCAGAUGCUGGCAUCUAUCUUGCGCUCGACGUCAACUCUCCAAAAUACUCAAUCAACCGCGACAAGCCGGCACAAUCAUACAACCCAACAUACUUGCAGUCCGUAUUUGCCACGAUCGAUGCUUUCCAGAAGUACGACAACACACUUCUUUUCUUCUCCGGAAACGAGGUGAUCAAUGCAGACAACAACACCAAUUGCGCGCCUUACAUCAAGGCCGUCACUCGCGACAUGAAGCAAUACAUUGGCAGCAUGGGGUACCGCAGCAUUCCAGUCGGCUACUCCGCCGCUGACGUCGAGAGCAACCGAUUCGAGAUGGCUCAAUACAUGAACUGCGGUACCGAUGACCAGCGCAGUGACUUCUUCGCAUUCAACGAUUACUCUUGGUGUGACCCAUCUUCCUUCACAACCUCUGGAUGGGACCAGAAGGUGAAGCAGUAUGCCGACUACAGCAUUCCACUUUUCCUGAGUGAGUACGGAUGCAUCACCAACAAGAGACAGUUCCAAGAAGUUGCCUCUCUGUACGGUGACGACAUGACCGCUGUUUACUCUGGUGGCCUCGUCUACGAGUAUUCUGAGGAAGGUAGCGGAUACGGCCUUGUCAAGAUCGAUGGCAACUCUGUCACCGAAAAGGACGACUUCCAGGCUCUCGCCGAUGCUUUCGAGAAGACCAAGCCACCGAGUGGCGAUGGCGGCUACAAGUCGAACGGUAGCCCAUCGCAAUGCCCAUCUCAGAGCGACACUUGGGAGGUCACCGAUUUCUCUGGCGAGGAAUUGCCAGCCAUUCCAUCGGGUGCUGAGAAGUACAUGAAGGAUGGUGCCGGAAAGGGCCCAGGUCUCACCGGUCCAGGCUCUCAGGACGCUGGCGGUGCUUCUACCAGCACUGCCUCUCCAGGCUCUGGCAGCGUCACUGCAACCUCUAAGGCCGGUGCUACAUCUUCUGGCGCUGCUGCAGGAUCUCUGGUCAUGGGUGAGAUUGGCUUUGCGCCUUUCAUCUGCACCGGUGUGGUCAUGAUGUGCUCGCUUUUGGGAGCCGGUCUUUUCGUCUGAGACUGGUCGCGAGAAUAUGGCUGAACAGAGUGGUGUAUAAAUUCGCUGCGGCGAGGACUGCUUGGGAUCACAAGGGAAUAGAGGUGCUGCUGCUACCGCCAGCGCACAAAUCAUGAUGGCGUUGGAUGCACCAUAGUUGAAAGGAAUGUUUAUUUCUGUCAUUUUCCAAC
Messenger RNA from Cercospora beticola, 1717 nucleotides. RefSeq names its product beta-glucanosyltransferase (gene GEL1). NCBI's taxonomy places the organism in Eukaryota, Fungi, Ascomycota, Dothideomycetes, Mycosphaerellales, Mycosphaerellaceae. The record is from RefSeq and is a predicted model, not a curated record. Gene Ontology annotation, molecular function: 1,3-beta-glucanosyltransferase activity. Gene Ontology annotation, cellular component: plasma membrane. Gene Ontology annotation, biological process: fungal-type cell wall organization; fungal-type cell wall (1->3)-beta-D-glucan biosynthetic process.